Messenger RNA from Linum trigynum, 2546 nucleotides. NCBI's taxonomy places the organism in Eukaryota, Viridiplantae, Streptophyta, Magnoliopsida, Malpighiales, Linaceae. The record is from the annotation of a GenBank genome assembly.
CCGAGUUUCAUUUCUUCGAUUUCCCGUCCCUAAAUUUGUUUGGCUCAGCUAUCGCAAACAGAACUUCAUAUUCUUUCUACUUUCUCUAACAAGUGACUGUAAAUUACACAGGUGAAUUUGAAAUUUCAACAUCCCCACGUAGUGAUGGCAAUGGGCGGGGCGGGUACCUCAAUUUCCAUGCCCUGCCCCACGCUAUUACGGGUCGGGGCGGGUAAAACCCGCGCGGGUACGGGGCAGGGCGGGUCGACCCACUCUUACAUGUUAAAAAAAAUACAAGCAAAUUUUACUUUUUACAAUAAAACGUACGGAAAACACUUUAAGAAUGAAAAGUAUUGAUAAUAGAAUGGAUAAUUGAGCCUAACAAAUUGAAAAAUCGACUCUAACUAGUUGAAAAAAAGUCAAAAUAGGAGAAAUAUGUAUAGAUAUUGUAAGAAAUUGAGAUAAAAUGAGUGUAGAACGGGGCGGGACGGGACAGGGCGGGUCCGAAAUAGAUACCCAUGCCCCGCCCCAUACUACUUCGGGUCGAGUAAUACCCGCCCCAUCACGGAUCAAAUCGAGUAAUACCCGCGGGGCGAGUUGAAAUUCCCAUCACACGAAGCUUUCAAACAAGUGAUCAAAACUCAACUCUGAGCAACAGCUCCAAAUCCAACUCGCCGGCUCAAAACCCACCACAAGAAUCCGGCUCGCGCUUUCCACGGCCCUUCCUUCAGCUUGCUCGUGCCCGCCACGCGCACACAGCUGCCCCCAGGCCAAAUCCAUGAUUCACAUAGGCCCAAAGUUUCGGCCUGUUCACUGGACUGGACCAGGCCUCCAUGUCAUUCACAAGCCCAACCUGGAAAUGGAUUUCUCGGCGUAGAACAAUAGGGCCAAUUGGCGCCAAAAGUUAAAGCGAUAAAGUAGGAGCUACGUGGCACUCAUCCACGAGUCCAAGUCAUCAUUAUCCAAAGUUUCAAAAAAAACGGACAAUCAAUUCCCCUCCACUCCAUUCCUUCUACCUCUCUAUCCAAAAUAAGUUACAGGAAAUUCAAAACAGAGCAAGCGAGAAAAACUUUGCAGAGCUCUCUCUUCUCAUGGCGAAGCCAGUCUCCAUUGAAGUAUGGAACCCGAGUGGGAAGUACAGGGUCGUCAGCACCAAAUCCAUGCCCGGCACCCGCUGGAUCAAUCUCUUAAUCGAGCAAGACUGCCGUCUCGAGAUAUGUACGGAGAAGAAAACGAUCCUCUCCGUGGAGGACAUCAUCGCUCUGAUCGGCGACAAGUGCGACGGAGUCAUCGGCCAGUUGACGGAAGAUUGGGGGGGAACUUUGUUCGCGGCGCUGAGCAAAGCUGGAGGGAAGGCAUUCAGCAACAUGGCAGUUGGUUAUAAUAACGUGGAUGUGAAUGCUGCUAAUAAGUAUGGAGUUGCAGUUGGAAACACUCCUGGAGUGCUUACGGAGACGACUGCGGAGUUGGCAGCAUCGCUUUCGCUCGCGGCAGCGAGAAGGAUUGUCGAGGCUGAUGGGUUCAUGAGAGCUGGAUUAUACGAUGGAUGGCUUCCUCACUUGUUUGUUGGGAACUUGCUCAAGGGACAAACUGUUGGUGUCAUUGGGGCUGGCCGAAUUGGAUCCGCUUAUGCUAGAAUGAUGGUUGAAGGGUUCAAAAUGAAUCUCAUAUACUUCGACCUUUACCAAUCGACGAGGCUGGAGAAGUUCGUGACUGCUUAUGGUCAGUUCCUCAAGGCAAAUGGCGAGCAGCCGGUGACCUGGAAACGAGCAUCAUCCAUGAGCGAGGUGCUUCAAGAGGCUGAUGUGAUUAGUCUUCACCCAGUUCUGGACAAGACCACUUACCACUUGAUCAACAAGGAGAGUCUUGCCACAAUGAAGAAGGAAGCUAUCCUGAUAAACUGCAGCAGGGGUCCUGUGGUUGAUGAAGUAGCUCUUGUCGAACAUUUGAAACAGAAUCCCAUGUUUCGAGUCGGUCUCGAUGUCUUCGAGGAUGAGCCUUACAUGAAACCUGGUCUUGGUGAAAUGAAGAAUGCCAUUGUUGUGCCGCACAUUGCUUCUGCUUCGAAGUGGACUCGUGAGGGGAUGGCAACUUUGGCAGCUCUAAAUGUCCUGGGAAAGAUUAAAGGGUUCCCCGUAUGGCACGACCCGAAUCGAGUAGAUCCGUUCCUGAAUGAAAAUGCACCUCCUCCUGCUGCCAGUCCAAGCAUUGUGAAUGCCAAAGCCCUCGGUUUACCUGUUUCCAAGUUGUGAAAAAAAAGUCAAAAACUGCCAGGAUUACAACCUGAGGCUGCUGAGAUCAAUAGUGUUGUAAUUUUACUGAAAUGCUAUGGUGGAAGCCUGGUUUCACCUGUGAAAGGCAAUUUACAGCCAUGUAUAAUUUACUCUCUUGAUAUCAUAAUGCACCCUCCUAAGAUAAUGGGCUUUGUUUUUUAUUUUAUUUUUAUAAUCGAUGGGCUUUGGUUUACAAUUAACUGAGCGGUAGACAAAAUGUAUCAGCAGGCCCAGCCCAAUUUUCCAAACGUGAACUCUUACAGAAUCCGAACAUAAUUAAGAAGCACGGAUAUA